Molecule: messenger RNA, 419 nt
Organism: Danio rerio (zebrafish)
Lineage: Eukaryota; Metazoa; Chordata; Actinopteri; Cypriniformes; Danionidae
Gene: chatb
Product: choline O-acetyltransferase b
Cellular component (GO): synapse
Molecular function (GO): choline O-acetyltransferase activity; acyltransferase activity
Source: RefSeq, marked provisional
AUGUUCCUCGCCCUCUGCAGGCCGUCACUGGGAACGGGAUGGACAAUCACUUACUGGGACUGCGGGAAAUGGCCAGGCAGAUGGAGAUGCAGACGCCGGACAUAUUCUCUGAUGAAACAUACAAGAUCAGCAACCAUUUCAUCCUGUCCACCAGUCAGGUCCCCACUGAGAUGGAGAUGUUCUGCUGCUAUGGUCCAGUGGUUCCAGACGGUUACGGUGUUUGUUAUAAUCCUCAGUCGGAUCACAUCGUGUUCUCAGUGUCCAGUUUCAGAGAGAAUAAAGAAACCUGUUCAGAUCGGCUGGCAGAAGAGCUGCAGGUCGCACUACUGGACAUGAAGGACCUGUGCAUGAAACACAUGAAACACUAAUCUGUGUAACACCACACUGACCACAGUAACACUACAGUAACACCACACUGA